AUGUCUGGAAACGAUAGCAGUCUGAAGAUUGAGGAGAAGAAGUCGACCUGGUUACAGUUGCAGCCGUUCUGUCACUCUCAUGAAGUUCAUCAUGGAAAUGUGAUGUACUCUGAUGGAGUUGGGGAGCAGAGGCUACUCUUCAUUGGACUUCAACCACGACUCGUAGUUGGAUGUGAAAGAACGAGUAAAGCUGUUAUUGGGUGA
Molecule: messenger RNA, 204 nt
Organism: Angiostrongylus costaricensis
Lineage: Eukaryota; Metazoa; Nematoda; Chromadorea; Rhabditida; Metastrongylidae
Source: the annotation of a GenBank genome assembly